GAUCUUUGUUUUCUAUCCUUCUCUCCGAAUCGUUUAGCCUCCUUUGCUUACUUUACCCUAAUUUUAACAAUGCCUCGCCGUAGCUCCGGUGGAAGAUCUGCACGUCCUGCUCCUCGUGCAGCACCAGCUCGUCCUGCUCCACAGCCAGUCAACCAUGCUCCUCCUCCAGCCCCUAUUCAGAGUGGUGGUGGAUCUAUGCUCAGUGGCAUUGGUUCAACCAUAGCUCAAGGUAUGGCUUUCGGCACUGGAAGUGCAGUGGCACACAGGGCUGUGGAUGCAGUAAUGGGUCCUCGUACCAUUCAACAUGAAACAGUUGUAUCUGAGGCUGCUGCUGCUGCUGCUGCCCCUACUGCAAAUACCUUUGGUGGUGAUGCAUGUGGUGUUCAUUCAAAGGCUUUCCAGGAUUGUUUGAACAGCUACGGGAAUGACAUUAGCAAGUGCCAAUUUUACAUGGAUAUGCUAGCAGAGUGCAGAAAGAAUUCCGGAGCCUCGUUGAGUGCUUAACUGUCCUUUGCCUGUUUUGGAGUUUGCAAUAGUGCUGUCUCUUAUGGCAAGACCUUUUUAUGUGGCUAAGAAUUGCAUUUUAAUAAAAUACCAUUUGUCCUAAGAUGCAGACAAACUGAUACAAAAUCAGUAUCAACUAUUGAUUCAUUACUAGAUACUUAUAAUUGGUUAUUUGGUUCCCGUCAUAUUUCAUCAAUUUUUUUGUCAUUCUACGCUGGCAACCCUUGCUGAAUAUUAGGAGUGUCACCAUUUUGUUUAAGACGUAAAUAGGAAUUAAUUAUUUGUUAGGAG
Messenger RNA from Abrus precatorius (Indian licorice), 795 nucleotides. RefSeq lists its product as uncharacterized. The transcript has 5 exons. Gene Ontology annotation, biological process: mitochondrion organization. The record is from RefSeq and is a predicted model, not a curated record. Gene Ontology annotation, cellular component: nucleus; mitochondrion. The coding region runs from base 70 to 504 and encodes 144 amino acids. NCBI's taxonomy places the organism in Eukaryota, Viridiplantae, Streptophyta, Magnoliopsida, Fabales, Fabaceae.